GGUCGUCUCAGACGUACUUACAAGCUUGGGUGGGCAAAAUGUAGAGAACCUGUCGGGUUAUUAAUGUUAGACUAGUGUUUCCUGGAAAGCUUUUAAUGUCUAAAAAGACCAAACAAUGAAAUCGGUUCUUACUUUGGUCAUUGGGGUCAGAAGAUUUGCCUCGGAGAUCCAAAAAAGAAGUCCAUCUCUUCAGCGUCUGGGGAUACCUUCUUCAUCCAGAUUCUGCUGAACUCUAGAGAUUGGAAGACUUGAGAUGCUUCAGCUGCAACAUGCUUUCACUUCCUUACGUCUGAUAUGGCAGCAGCAGACAGACCCUCCGCCUCCCGAUGUCCCCCCACUCUUCCAUCAUCACACUGCCCUUACAUCUUCUUCAACCCCAACCUCCUCUUCAUCACCACCAUGCCGCUCCUGGCUUCUCCCACAUUUCCACCCUCCUGUCCAACUACGUGUAACUGGUCUCCUGAGGACCCUCCUGACCCUCCUAGCUGCCCUCUGCAUAUUACCCUGCCGAGCACAUGCAACCUGGUUUCGGGUCGGGGUGGUGGGACCGUGGGGGUGUGACCCCCUCUUCGCCAAGGCACUUCCAAAUGUUGCGGCACAGCUGGCGGUCAAUCGCAUCAACAGAGACCCCGCGCUGUCCUCCGCUGCUACGUUUGGCUUUACCGUGCUGCAGGAGCCUUGUGAAACAUCCAGAGCACUGGAGGCAUUUGUAGGUUUCCACACCAAGGCCUCUGGGUACAUUGGACCGGCCAACCCUGGAUACUGCGAUACUGCUUCGAUGCUGAGCAAAGGCUGGAACAAACCAAUGUUUCCCUGGGCUUGUGUUGGCUACGAGCUGGACGAUGUUCGGAGCCAUCCGACAUUUGCCCGAUCUAUGGCGAGACCCACCGCAGUGCUGCACAGCGUCAUGAGCUACUUCAGGUGGGCUCACGUUGGCAUCAUCUCUUCUUCUGAAGACGUCUGGGUGAAUACAGCAAGCAAGGUGGCGGAGUCGUUAAGGAGCCACGGGAUGCCCGUCAGAUUUGUGAUGUUUAUGGAAAACACGGCUCAUGGCAUAAGGCGGACCCUGGCAAAAGUACGCAAGAUGAGGGAUAUACGAGCUGUGAUCCUGUGCAUGCACUCGGUACUCAUCGGCGGCUCGGCCCAGAAGCUCUUCUUGGAAACCGCCUACGACAUGCAGAUGAUCGACGGCUCCUUGGUGUUUGUACCCUACGACACUUUGCUCUACAGCCUGCCGUAUCUCAAUGCAUCUUACCCCGCUGUGAAGAACAACAGCAAACUCCUGUGGGCCUACGACGCCAUGUUGACCAUCACCAUCGACUCCCCCCAGGUGUCAUUCUACGACGCCUACAGAGAGGCUAUGGAGAGAGGAGAGGUGGCAAGAACGCUGAAACCCCAACAGGUGUCCCCUCUGUUUGGUACCAUCUACAACUCGAUUCUGUUCAUGGCUCAUGCCGUGCAUCGUAUCCAUGAGUCUGGAGCAUGGAUGUCUGGAGGAAACCUGGCACAGAGUAUACAUAAUUUGAAUUUCCAGGGCUUCAGCCACCGUAUCAAAACCAGCAGCUCUGGAGCUGUUCAGCUGGACUACCUCAUCCUGGACACAGAUGGAUCCACCUUGAACCUGAUGCCAACAUACAAGGUGGACAUGGAGAUCGGCAUGGUUCGCUUCCUGGGACAAGACGUUCAUUUCCCACAAGGCUAUGGCCCUAGGAGGGAUGCUGCAUGCUGGUUUACGCCUGGAGUCAUCUGCUCAGGAGGAGUGGAUCUGUUCUUUACCUUCAGCAUAUUGUUUGGUUCUGUUGCUGCUUGUGUUUUCGUAGUGGCUCUACUGUACUGUGUCAGGCGACGCAUCAAUCAGAUUCGAAUGGUCAGAGGUCCCAACAAGAUCCUGCUCACGCUCCAAGACGUCACAUUUAUUAACCCAUCCCUUAGUAACAAGAAGCUGAGCCUAGAUGACAGCAGGACCAGCGGCGGCCGCAGCGCGUCGGAGCGCAGCCUCAACACGCUCGCCUCCUCCCAGUCCCCGGCCACAUACGAAAAUUCAAACGUUGUCAUUUUUGAGGGGGACUGGGCGUGGCUGAAGAGACUACCCAAUGGCAAGUUUGGCAGCAUUAACCCUAAAACCAGUGAUGUCUUUGAACUGAUGAAAGACAUGCGUCACGAGAACGUCAACCCUUUCCUGGGCUUCUUCCAUGACUGCGGCGUGUUUGCCAUCGUCACUGAGUUCUGCUCCAGAGGAAGCCUGGAGGACCUGCUGCUGAAUGACGACGUCAAACUCGACUGGAUGUUCAAAUCAUCUCUGCUGUUGGACCUGAUUAAGGGAAUGAAGUACCUUCAUCACCGAGGAGUGUGCCAUACCCGUCUGAAAUCUCGUAACUGUGUGGUGGAUGGACGUUUUGUCCUUAAGGUGACGGACUAUGGUUAUAAUGAGGUUCUGGAGUCACAAAGGUUCCCAUUGGUUGAAACGCGCCCAGAAGAGUUGUUGUGGACGGCUCCAGAGAUCCUGAGAACCAGUCAUUCGGGACUCCACGGGACUCCCUCUGGUGACGUUUACAGCUUUGCCAUCAUUAUGCAAGAGGUCGUGAUCAGAGGACCUCCGUUCUGCAUGCUGGACCUGUCUGACGCAGAAAUAUUAGAAAAGCUGCGUAAGCCUCCCCCUCUGUGCCGUCCGGUGGUCAGUCCGGAUUAUGCUCCUAUGGAAUGCAUCCAGCUGAUGAAACAGUGCUGGACUGAGCAGCCAGAGAAGAGGCCCACCUUUGAGGACAUAUUUGACCAGUUCAAAAACAUCAACAAAGGAAAGAAGACCAACAUCAUAGACUCAAUGCUGCGUAUGCUUGAGCAGUACUCUUCUAACCUGGAGGAGCUGAUCAGGGAACGAACAGAGGAGCUGGAGAUAGAAAAGCAGAAGACAGAGAAGCUGCUCACACAGAUGCUUCCCCCGUCAGUGGCAGAGGCUUUGAUGGUGGGAGCGGUAGUGGAGCCGGAACAUUUCGACAAAGUGUCCCUCUAUUUCAGCGACAUCGUCGGCUUCACCACCAUCUCAGCCAACAGCGAACCCAUCGAGGUGGUCGACCUCCUCAAUGACCUAUACACGCUCUUCGACGCCAUUAUAGGAAACCACGAUGUCUACAAGGUGGAGACCAUCGGCGACGCCUACAUGGUGGCGUCGGGUGUUCCGGUCCCCAAUGACAACCGUCACGCUGCAGAGAUUGCCAACAUGUCCCUGGACAUCCUCAGCGCCGUGGGGACCUUCAAAAUGAGGCACAUGCCAGACGUUCCUGUUAGAAUCCGUAUAGGACUCCACACAGGUCCUUGUGUAGCAGGUGUGGUAGGUCUCACUAUGCCGCGCUACUGUUUGUUUGGAGACACAGUGACCACUGCUUCUCGCAUGGAGUCCAGUGGGAUGCCCUACAGGAUUCAUGUCCAUGAGAGUACAGUAAAGGUCCUGCAGGAACUCAAUCUUGGCUACAAGCUUCAGCUGAGGGGCCGUACAGAAGUUAAAGGAAAAGGAAUAGAGGAAACAUAUUGGCUUACAGGGAGAGAUGGAUUCACCAAACCUCUGCCAGUUCCUCCAGAACUCAAGUCAGGGCAAAUGGCUCAUGGGCUGCAGAUGGCCGAGAUAGCCCAGUACAAGAAACGGAAAGCCGAGAAACAACAGCAGGAACAACUUGCAAAGAAGAAAAACUGAGACUGUCACUGGCUGAGUCGAGGGACAUGAAGCAGGUGUUUCACAAGGCAGUGAAGAAGAUCUCGCACGUUCGCGUCGUGACGCAGCUCUACAUGCCCGAGGAC
Molecule: messenger RNA, 3792 nt
Organism: Fundulus heteroclitus (mummichog)
Lineage: Eukaryota; Metazoa; Chordata; Actinopteri; Cyprinodontiformes; Fundulidae
Gene: gc2
Product: guanylyl cyclase 2
Biological process (GO): cGMP biosynthetic process; receptor guanylyl cyclase signaling pathway; intracellular signal transduction
Molecular function (GO): peptide receptor activity; protein kinase activity; ATP binding
Source: RefSeq, a predicted model, not a curated record